UCUGACUUUUGAGAUGGAAGGAGCUCGCAAAUUCGUAUCUGAAGAGUUUCUCAGUUCUCUCUAAGACAUUGAUAAACCAUCCAACAUUGGCCACGUGAUUGUCUUCUGUUCGUGGGAUUGAAGUACAAUUAAGAGGUAAAGGAUGGCAUGUAAGGGCUUCUGGGAGUGCCUUUUGAGACUUCUGAACUUCUUGAUGACUCUUGUUGGUCUGGCAAUGGUGGGCUAUGGGAUCUAUCUGUUAGUUGAAUAUCAAAGAGCUAAGGGCAACAUGCCGACUUUUGCUCCUAUCAGUGAUGAUCAUGCUCUGAUUCAACUUGGUCGUCCCUUGCUAAUGUCUGUGUCUUUAUCAAACAGUGUAUUUGAUAACUUGCCCAAGGCUUGGUUUAUUUACUUCUUCAUUGGUAUUGGAGUAAUUCUCUUUGUCAUUUCUUGUUUUGGUUGUAUUGGAGCUGUGACAAGGAAUGGCUGCUGCCUGAGCUGUUAUUCAGUUUUGGUAGCACUGUUGAUUUUGGCUGAGCUGGGGUGUGCUGCCUUUAUAUUCUUUGACAAAAGCUGGAAAGAAGAAAUUCCUGCAGAUGUAACUGGAGAUUUUGAUAUGAUAUAUAAAUUUCUGAAAGAAAACUGGAAUGUCGCAAAAUGGGUUGCACUGGGAAUUGUAAUCUUUGAGGCCCUUCUUUUCUUGUUAGCUAUUAUUGUUAGGGCUGUAAAUAGGCCGGCCGAAUAUGACAGUGAUGAUGAGUUCAUUGCUCCUAGGCCUCAGAUUCGGCAGCCAUUGCUCAACAACAGGCCUACAGGUCCAGUAACAGGUGUACCAGUUGCAGGGACACUUGACCAACGUUCAAGCAGAAAUGAUGCUUGGAGCGCACGGAUGAGGGAGAAGAGAUCGCAGCAAGCGAACUCGCAGCCAACUGAAGAAGGGAGCCGCUGUACUAUCAUGUGAUCACACUUUUGUGCAUUGCCGAUCAAAGCAAAGAGGAUUUGACUUUGAAGGAUUGUUUUUUUAGUGGACCGAUGGGGGUUGAAGACAAGAAUUUCAUCAGAGAAGCCCUUUUCUUUUGUUGAGUUUGUGCACAACUAACAUUUUUGUGUACCCAACCAACUUUUUCUUUCCAAAUUGGUGUGUAAUGUUGUGCUAAUAUCAAAAUUGUUUGUUGUGUUGCUUUUGUUCAUAGAUCGGAAGAAUAAUGAAGUCGUUGUCAUGAUGAUUAUUGUAUCAUUCUGCUGGGAACCAAUGCUUUAUAUUUCUCCUCCCUCCAAUGCGUCUUACUAAACUAUUGAUGGGAUAAAGAUCAUCUGGCAAUUCAUUACUAAUGUCUCUGCCAUUUAUGUUUUGUUUUCACUGAGAUAAAAA
Messenger RNA from Neltuma alba, 1351 nucleotides. RefSeq names its product tobamovirus multiplication protein 2A-like. The transcript is spliced from 9 exons. NCBI's taxonomy places the organism in Eukaryota, Viridiplantae, Streptophyta, Magnoliopsida, Fabales, Fabaceae. The record is from RefSeq and is a predicted model, not a curated record. Bases 143 to 940 code for a protein of 265 amino acids. Gene Ontology annotation, cellular component: membrane.